AUGUCUGAAUCUGAGCCUGAAGGCUACGCGCUGCAAGACCGACUAAAACAUCUCAUCCAACCAAAGCAGCCUGAAGGCAAAAAGGCGGGUCGCCCUAUCGCACCGGCGGCCCCGGCGCGUUAUUAUCUGAAUGCGCUGCCUCCGAGCGUGGUCCUGGAGGUCUCUCGGUACUUGAAACCCAGAGAUUUGUUGAGCCUUUCACGCGCGACGAACCAUGUUCGCGAAGUGUUGUCGUCUCCCAAUUCACAGAGAACAUGGGAGAAAGUGCUUUUACUUGAUCCUGAACUCCCGAGGCGUCCCAGCGACAUGACAGCCCAGGAGUUCAUUUGUUUUCUGCUGCAAGAAUUUUGUAUGAUUUGCAACGCGACAGCGGGUAUCACCCGCUUCUGGGGCCUGAGGCUCAUGCUCUGCAACGUCUGCAAAGUCUCCAACAUUGUUGACGGCCACCAGAUCAUCGAGAAAGAAGGCGAGGCUAAUUACAAAAAGAUAGUACCAAGCCUUCUCUUUCACUGCAAGUACGAUCCACCUUGCAGGUGUAAGGUGAAAGAUCAUCUUGAAAACCAUGUCUACUUCCAUGGAGACGUGAAGUUUGUCAUUGACGGCAUGAAAGACCUCCGAACCGCCUACGAAAAGGGAAUGUUCCUCAGGCAAAGGAAGCGGUUGAUGACACAAUUGAUGUCGUCGGUUCCAGCUAUGUUGGACUGGAAGCACAGGGACGCCUUUGCCAGGUUGAAGGCCCGAGACAGUCGGUCAGAGCCCUUUUCCAAAUACCUGCGGUCCACCUACAGUGCGUUCAGGGAGGCUCUACCGUGGUCAGUAUCGCUACCGGAGACAUUCGAUGAACUGGAGCAGCUGGGCGAGUAUCGGGACCAUUUCGCGGCUCUGCUAGCAUCGGAUGAGGCGGUGCCCCAACCUCUCCCUGCCGGAGCCCAGACAUGCGCGUUUUCAGAAAAGUAUUUCGGUAAUCUCUUGCUGGAGGUGGAAAACGGAUCGCCCGACGCACUCUACGACCUCAUCUGCACAGUCCGUCCCGAGUACAAAUCCCAACCGAAACCGACUAUCCUCUUGCGCGCUUCGACGCUAUUGUCGUGCAAGAGCAGUAAAUAUGACUGUUGCGGCCUCUUCAGGCGCCCGGGACUAUUCAAUUACCCCGAGAUUAGCAGCCAUGCGAGGUCGCCAAAGGUGGACAGCCGGUUUAUAGAGGUUGCUGAGGACGUUUUGGAAGCUCUUGGGUAUGCUAGAGAUGUAUCCCGUGCGACUAUUGGCUCCGUGGAGGGUCGGUUGGUGUGCAAAUGCGGAUGGGAUCCCAAAGGGAAAGCUAUGAGGCUCUGUGAGCUGGUUACACACAUCAUUGCUGAACAGGACUAUUACGAAAAGAUCCUCAAAGGCGCGCAGGAACGAAAAAUUGAGCUUGGGACAAAGCCCAACAUCCUGAUCAACGUUCACGCUAAAGAGCGCUACAAAAAGCUCAUCAAAAUAAGCAGCAAAGAGCCUGAGGAUAGCGGAGAGCUUUUCAAAUCUAUUGACCAUGAGUUCUAUUACAACGAGCACCCUGAAGAUCGGUACGACGGCGAGCUCUUAGCCUACUGUGGCCCCUGCUAUCGAAUGGCGAAGGUUUCCCGGACGUUCCCCGUCUUCGAUGGCCAUUUCACGGUUGAAGACCAUGUCAAGCAAAUGCAUCAAGCCACGGGGGGUUCGGCGACAUUGUCUUCGAAGGAAUUGAGCGAGUUAGAAGAGGCGGAAGAAUACGGGGAAGAAGGGUCUGAUCACCGCUCGGAUGACGAUGAUCAAGAGUGA
This is a messenger RNA of Coprinopsis cinerea okayama7#130, 1797 nucleotides long. RefSeq lists its product as hypothetical. Gene Ontology annotation, molecular function: protein binding. Lineage: Eukaryota; Fungi; Basidiomycota; Agaricomycetes; Agaricales; Psathyrellaceae. Bases 1 to 1797 code for a protein of 598 amino acids. The record is from RefSeq and is a predicted model, not a curated record. The transcript is spliced from 9 exons.